ACUUCUUCGAAUAUUCUAGCUAAAAGCUCUAGCGUUUUGAUUUUUCUGUCUCUGUGUGUUAAAUUAAAAUUUUUAAACUUUAUUCUGUACUUUAUAUAUGUUUCAUUUCAUAAGUUGGAAUGUUGACUAUCCAAUUGGAAAACGUUGUACGCAAAAAUGCGGAGAAUACGGAGCGUAUAAUGAGAAACGCCAUUGGCUACGUAGUAUCGAAUAAUGCUCUGGGUACCGUUAUACAAUCAACGUUCGACAACAGUACUUCCGGUGGCAUAACUAAAUUGAUUAGCGGCGUUCUAGUGCCAACUGCACGAAGCGCAGUCCGAGAUUUGGAUACUACUAAUGAUUUGGCCUUCCUACGAAUAGCAACUAGAAAAUUUGAAUAUUUAGUGGCACCGGAAAAAGAAUUCACGAUUGUAGUGAUGCAAUAAGCAUGCGCAUCCCAUUUAAACUUUAGUAAACAUUACAUUUUUUUAUAUUUCUUAUAAUAAAAUCUUUAUUGAAUAUGCGGCUUACAUAAUCACAAUUGUAUCCUA
This is a messenger RNA of Ceratitis capitata (Mediterranean fruit fly), 530 nucleotides long. Its product is annotated as dynein light chain roadblock-type 2-like. Gene Ontology annotation, molecular function: dynein intermediate chain binding. The record is from RefSeq and is a predicted model, not a curated record. NCBI's taxonomy places the organism in Eukaryota, Metazoa, Arthropoda, Insecta, Diptera, Tephritidae. Gene Ontology annotation, cellular component: cytoplasmic dynein complex; centrosome; cytoplasm. The transcript is spliced from 2 exons. Bases 120 to 425 code for a protein of 101 amino acids. Gene Ontology annotation, biological process: microtubule-based movement.